This is a messenger RNA of Cephus cinctus (wheat stem sawfly), 1870 nucleotides long. RefSeq lists its product as uncharacterized. The coding region runs from base 210 to 1613 and encodes 467 amino acids. The record is from RefSeq and is a predicted model, not a curated record. Lineage: Eukaryota; Metazoa; Arthropoda; Insecta; Hymenoptera; Cephidae. Gene Ontology annotation, biological process: cobalamin transport. The transcript is spliced from 7 exons. Gene Ontology annotation, molecular function: cobalamin binding.
UUGCGCAUUCACGAGAGAGACGCAUCGUGACGACGCCGAGCGCCGCGACGCCUGUCACCAGCCAAGAUCGUCGCGACGCUGGCAACAUAAAGGCACCAACGGCAGACGAUUAUUCUCAUUGCUGCUUCUACUUGGACUUUUUUUAACUGGUCCGUAUACCAGUGAGCUUCGAGAAGCUUCGUAUUUUACUUCAGGGCUGCCAAAGGAGAAUGUGGGGCAGAGCAAACAUGGCCGCUGUGAUCCUGCUCCUGGGAUGGGUCUGCGUAUUCGCCCGUGGAGAAGCGAGCAAUGCGGAAAUGUCAUUGGCGGAUGUUGAGGCCGAGGCCAUUUUGGAGAAGGCCACGACCUGGUUAUGGAGUCAGAGGGACAAGGACGCAGGAUGGGGUAACGAUACUCAUCGGGUUCUCCUAGCAUUACGUCUGGGUAAUCUCACCCGGGAUGACAACAUCCCACCAGCACCGGUCCUGGAGUUACAGCUGAGCGCAAAACAAAUGGAGCUGGAAAUCGUUUUGUUACUCUGGAGACAUAGGGAGGUUGGAUUUUCUCCGGUACGUCUUGCCCGGUACACCUUGGCCUUGAACGCACUGUGCAUGGAUCCAAGACAGUUUCAUGGGCAUGAUCUAAUUGGUACACUGCAGCAUCACGAACCGCCAACUGAUUAUGAAUUUGCCGUAGCUACGCUGGCAGCCUGCAGUGCUCAGGCUCACGUGAGGAAACGGCAGAUUCGUCGACUCCUGGACAUCGCAAACGCGGCUCAGGAUCAUAACGUUGACACGGUUGCCAUGGUGAUCUUAGCUCUACGUUGUAUCGUCCAGGAUCACAGGCACCGCAACCUCCAUCAUUUUGUUCGCAAACCAUCGAUCGGCUUGGCCCAUCAGCAACGUCUGGAUGGAAGCUUUGGUGAUUUGCAUACCACUGCCUUGGCUAUGCAGGCUCUGGAGGAGGUGGAGAAUGAGCCUGCAAAUAACUGGAACAGGUCGGCUGCCUUAGCGUGGUUGUCUAGUAGACAACGUCAGGAUGGGUCGUUCGAUGGGGAUGUGCGCACCACUGCCGAGGCUGUUCUUGGAGUAGCUCCACGUGGAUUGGCCACUAUUAGGGCACUGGAUUGCGGUCAGGGUCUUACUGACAGCUCGCCACCACGUUUGACAACUAGCAAUGAUAUUACAGCACCUGAGAAUCAUAGUGAAGUCUUAAUAGCAUUGACGUCGGGCAGCAAUACUAGUGCUCUUAUUACGGAACCUGCUGGUACUUCCACGCCUGUCCUUGUCAAUGUCACUUAUACACUUUGGGUUGGCAGCAAUGUCAAUGAGACUUACAGCUUGACAUUGACAGCACCUAAGAAUGAAACCUUUUACGGUGUGAUGGUGAUGGCCGCGGAAAUGUCAACUCACUUUGAAUUUGCUGCCUCAGAAUGGCCUAACGGUCACUAUGUUCACACCCUUGCUGGAUACAAGGAAGAACCCUUAUCUUAUCACUAUUGGUUAUUAUACAGACUGCCCUCACCACCGGAACCAGCUUCACCACCUGGUAACCAGCUGGUAGCACCAGGAGGGGUUGAUGAUCUUCAAAUUAGCGAGGGUGAACACUAUCUCUUCUGGUACAAGAAACUGUGAAGGGUGAGGGAUUCAUUGUAAUACUGGGAUGAUCGAUCCUGAUGAUCUAGAAGGCGGAUAAUCUAGAUCCAAGAAAAAAAUGCGCUCGUCGAUUACGAGCUGGAUAUCAAGAUAAUACAUUGUUUGUUAUGUAAGGUACGAGACAUAACAUUUUGUAUGAAACUGCAAUGCACAACCAUAUUGUACUUAUUAUUGUAUUAAUUAACAUUUAAUAAAUGCGAUACAUACUACAAUUGAUAAUGACGUUCGCAUCGGAA